CGGCUGCGCACACGGCGCGGCGCCGGGCUGCCCCUCUGCUUUUCCCUGCCUCUCCUGCCCUUCCUCCUGCUCCUUCCCGUCCUCCUCCUCCUUCCCUCGGCUCCCAUGGCGGCGAGUGACACGGAAAGGGCCCAGCAGCAGAUUGAUGAAAUUGAAGCCCUUUCAUCCAUCUAUGGUGAUGAUUGGUGUGUUGUUGAUGAAGAUGAAAAAAUCUAUUGCAUUAAGAUUAGUGACUGUCUGGAUCAACCAAAAUGGACCCUUUGUUUACAGGUGAUUUUGCCACCAGGAUAUCCAACUGCAGAACCACCUAUUUAUCAACUAAAUGCCCCUUGGCUUCGAGGACAAGACUAUACAGAGCUAGCAAAUAGCUUGGAAGAAAUAUAUGUGCAGAACCUUGGUGAAAGUAUACUGUAUUUAUGGGUGGAGAAGAUACGAGAAGUUCUGGUAGAAAAGGCACAGUCUUCAGAUCCAGAACCAGAUAUUAAGAAAAUCACUGAAGAAGUUGAUGAAGAUGAUGGAAGUGAUUUUCUCCUAGACUAUCAGCCCACUCAGGAAAAUCAAAUGUUGAAUUGUAUGACAUCUGAAAGUCAGGAAGAUGAAGAACUGCCCCCCAUACAUCAUGGAAACCCAAUCACAGAUCGAAGGAGCACUUUCCAGGCACAUUUAGCUCCAGUGGUGACAACCAGACAAGUUAAAAGAGUUCUUGAAAAAUUAUAUGAGAAUAAGAAAAUUGCAAGUGCUACUCACAACAUAUAUGCAUACAGAAUAUACUGUGAAGAUAAGCAGACGUUCCUACAGGAUUGUGAAGAUGAUGGAGAGACAGCUGCAGGUGGACGUCUUCUCCAUCUUAUGCAGAUUCUGAAUGUCCACAAUGUGUUAGUUGUGGUGUCCCGCUGGUAUGGAGGUAUUCUCUUGGGACCAGAUCGUUUCAAACAUAUAAACAAUUGUGCAAGAAAUGUACUUGUAGAGUACGACUAUGUACCAUCAACGGAAGAAUCUUCUAGACAAACUGGAAAGAGCAAAAAGAUAAGGAAGGAAAACAAGAAGAGAACAGAGCACUAAUUCAUUUUUAAAAAACUUUUAGAAGAUUAUUUUGCACAUAUUUAUACAAAAAAAUCCUGGACCUUAUUGCUUUAUAUCAUAGAAUGGACAUGUUGUAUUUGGAAAAGAAUUCAUUAAAGCCAUAGAUAUAUUUUCA
Messenger RNA from Lonchura striata (white-rumped munia), 1198 nucleotides. RefSeq names its product impact RWD domain protein (gene IMPACT). NCBI's taxonomy places the organism in Eukaryota, Metazoa, Chordata, Aves, Passeriformes, Estrildidae. The record is from RefSeq and is a predicted model, not a curated record. Gene Ontology annotation, cellular component: cytoplasm. Gene Ontology annotation, molecular function: protein binding. Gene Ontology annotation, biological process: GCN2-mediated signaling; regulation of translational initiation.